Closterium sp. Naga37s-1 is the source of this 969-nucleotide messenger RNA. The record is from the annotation of a GenBank genome assembly. NCBI's taxonomy places the organism in Eukaryota, Viridiplantae, Streptophyta, Zygnematophyceae, Desmidiales, Closteriaceae.
AUGCGCUGCGGCAGGCGGCGAGAUGAGCAGGGACACCGCCAGUCAACGCAAGAGGCGCUGGCGGCAGAAGUGGCAGCAGUGGGGAAGGAGGGCGGUAAGGAGGGCGAGAAGGAGGGCGGUAAGGAGGGCGAGAAGGAGGGCGGUAAGGAGGGCGAGAAGGAGGGCGGUAAGGAGGGCGAGAAGGAGGGCGGUAAGGAGGGCGAGAAGGAGGGCGGUAAGGAGGGCGAGAAGGAGGGCGGUAAGGAGGGCGAGAAGGAGGGCGGUAUGGAGGGCGAGAAGGAGGGCGGUAAGGAGGGCGAGAAGGAGGGCGGUAAGGAGGGCGAGAAGGAGGGCGGUAAGGAGGGCGAGAAGGAGGGCGGUAAGGAGGGCGAGAAGGAGGGCGGUAAGGAGGGCGAGAAGGAGGGCGGUAAGGAGGGCGAGAAGGAGGGCGGUAAGGAGGGCGAGAAGGAGGGCGGUAAGGAGGGCGAGAAGGAGGGCGGUAAGGAGGGCGAGAAGGAGGGCAGGAAGGAGGGCAGGAAGGAGGGCAGGAAGGAGGGCUGGGGGGCGGUGAAGGGGGGUCUGCUGAUGGCGCUGGCGGGCGAUUUUGGAAGUCGCCAAGGCUCUGUCGUGACCUGUCUCGCCACUCAUCCCCGGCGAGAUCAAUUCAUGCAGUUUGCUCCGCACCUGUUUCUUCUAGCUUACUUCUGCACCACUGCACUCACUGCACUUACAGCACUCACUCCCGCCACUUCUCUCAGCUUCUUGCACUCUCUGCACCUGUGGCUCCAACUUCUGAGCUACGGUCUCUGCUGCCACAUCGCGCACGGACUCCUGUCCCUACAGCGCAGGCGCACUGACCACCAAGCCACUAUCGCCUCCCCUCGCCAUACCCUCCCCGCUUUUAUGACGCGGACGUCCUGUUCACCAAAAGAGGCAAUGGGCUGCAGAGUGUUCCGGCUGAGGGAGAAGGACGGAGUGCUGCUGUUUUAA